Dermatophagoides farinae (American house dust mite) is the source of this 2253-nucleotide messenger RNA. RefSeq names its product innexin inx2. Gene Ontology annotation, molecular function: gap junction channel activity. Gene Ontology annotation, biological process: phototransduction. Gene Ontology annotation, cellular component: gap junction; plasma membrane. The record is from RefSeq and is a predicted model, not a curated record. Lineage: Eukaryota; Metazoa; Arthropoda; Arachnida; Sarcoptiformes; Pyroglyphidae.
AAUGAAAAAAACUCAAGGCCUAUUUCAUAAGAGACAUGCGCAAACUGGAAAACAAAACAAAACAAAAAAAAAAGAAAAAAUGGACCCUUCUUUGUUCUUGAGCUAGCUUGGUAGCUAGCUGGCACACACACAGACACACUUAUAACUGGCUCGAUUCUAGACUAUCAUCAUCAUCAAGAUGUAAUCAUAAAUCGUCAUUGUCAAAAAUUGUCUUGUAGGCAUCCAUCCAUUCCAAUAAUCAACCAACAUAUCAGACAAAAAUCGCAUCUCUCUUGACUAUCAAAACAUCGUAAUCAUAAACAUCAUCAUCACCAUCCAGACAGUCAAUUUGGGAACGGCCAUCUCUAUAGAAGAGAGAAAGAAAGCAAGCAGCUUUUUUUUUUUUUUCAUACAUCUAUUGAAACUCGUUUAUGGUGGUCGACGUUGCCAAUCCGCUGCUGCUGCUGCUUCUUCUACUUUGACAAUAAUGAUAUCAUCAUUCCGAUUGUGACUGUCCCCUUUUUUUUAUUUGUUCCACUGCUUUAAGCAUCAAUCAUCAUUAUCAUCAUUGAUGGUGGUAUUACCAUAUAGCAAAAGCAACAACUUAUUCGAUGACAAGAUAAAUUUUACCCCUGUGUCUUAUUUUUUUUUUUACGUACGUGUGUGCUUGUGUAGUGUUUUAGUAGUGCUGGACUAUACAAAGUGAAAAAAAAACAUCCCCAUUAUCAAUUUGAUCGCCCACGCACAUACAUAUUUUUUUUCGGAUGCUGUGACUAUUGAAUUCGAUCCCAUAUAUUGUCGUUGCCAAAGAAUUUCCUUACAAUCUUGUGCCUUAAUAUACUCAAUAUAUCAAUAUUUAUACAUCAUUAAACCAACGAUAUUAGCAUCACAUUGGCAACCAUAUGAUCUAUUUUUCACACACACACACACACACACACACAUUUAUUUAUAUGCUGGUGAAUUUGUUUAUGGUCGGCUAGAAUCUUAUUCCACAAAAAAAGAAAAAUGGUCUAUGAUGUGCUUGGCUCGAUUCGUAGCCUAAUCAAACUUGAUGAUUAUAGCAUCGAUAAUAAUGUAUUUCGUUUGCAUUAUAAAGCGACCGUUAUUUUUUUGGUCGCUUUUUCCUUACUGGUCACAUCCAAUCAAUAUUUUGGUGACCCUAUAGAUUGUAUACAAAGGGACGAUGUACCACCUGCAUUACUUGAUACAUAUUGUUGGAUUCAUUCAACGUUUACAUUACCUGAUGCAUUGGAUAAAAAAAUUGGUGUCGAAGUACCACAUCCUGGUAUUGAUAAAUAUACACCCGGUGAGAAACGUGUCUACCAUAAAUACUACCAAUGGGUGUGUUUCGUCCUGUUCCUGCAAGCUGUCAUGUUCUACAUACCACGAUAUCUUUGGAAAAUGUGGGAAGGACGACGAUUAAAAAGUCUUGUACUUCAUCUAGAUUCACCCAUAAUGGAUAAAGAUGACCGAGAUGAACAGGUCAAUAUGGUGGUCGAUUAUUUUCGAACCAAUAUCAGAUAUCAUAAUUCGUACUUUUAUUAUUAUGUAUUUUGUGAAUUUUUAAAUUUUGUUAACGUCAUUCUUCAAAUGUAUCUGAUCGACGCAUUCCUUGGCGGAGCUUUCUCUACCUAUGGUUUUGAUGUUAUUCAAUAUACUGAAAUGGAUCAGGAAAAUCGAGUCGAUCCAAUGAUUGCCAUAUUUCCCCGUAUGACUAAAUGUACGUUCCAUCGAUAUGGUUCUUCUGGUGAUGUUCAACGUCAUGAUGCUCUUUGCAUAUUACCACUGAAUAUUGUCAAUGAAAAAAUUUACGUUUUCCUUUGGUUUUGGUUUGUCUUUUUGGCCAUCAUCACUGGAGCAUUGCUUGUUUAUCGUUUGUUUGUCAUAUUUUUGGAUCCUGUUCGUAAAACUAUGCUCAAAUCACGAGCUCGUCUUUGUAAUCCAUAUAAUUUGAACAUUGUUCUUAGUGUAACGAAGAUUGGUGAUUGGUUCUUACUUUAUCUAUUAUGUAAAAAUAUGGAAGGACAAAACUUUCGUGAAUUUAUUGAAAGAUAUUCCGAAGAGAUUAUGAAAUCAAGCAACGGAAAUGAUAAUGAAAAAGAACCGAUAAUAAAUAAAUCUGGAAAUGAAACGCCCGAAGAAAGAUAAAGAUCACCACCACAAAAUAGCAUUAGAUUCAAUUGGAAGAAUGUUUAAAACGGAAAAAAUGGGACCAAAUAAUCAAAAUCCAGAAAACGUAACAACAACAAAAAACCAAUACACAUACCAAUAAAA